Molecule: messenger RNA, 2432 nt
Organism: Onychostoma macrolepis
Lineage: Eukaryota; Metazoa; Chordata; Actinopteri; Cypriniformes; Cyprinidae
Product: zinc finger protein 180
Exons: 3
Coding region: 200-1423 (407 amino acids)
Biological process (GO): regulation of transcription by RNA polymerase II
Molecular function (GO): DNA-binding transcription factor activity; RNA polymerase II cis-regulatory region sequence-specific DNA binding
Source: RefSeq, a predicted model, not a curated record
CCCCCGGAAACGACAUCAGCCUCCGCUAGCAACAGUGUCAAAGCGUUUACACCGUUUCAGACCGAAAAUCAAAACAACGCAGGACAGUCUUAUUUCACGGACAACGAACGCAGUAAUCGCCGUACUCUAAACUUGUACUGCAACGUUCACGGUUUUCCGCGGGACCUACAGGCGGCCCAAACGCAGAGGAGCGCGAAGGAUGGCGAAUUACCGGGCGUUUCACACCCAGCUCGCGACCAUCAUGGAGACGCUGACUCGCGCGGCGGUGGCAGAGAUCUGCGAGCUCGUAGACGACGGCUACGCAGUUUUACACAUCGAGAUCUCGCGCCACCAGAAAGAGAACGAGGAGCUCCGACGGAAACUGCAGCUCAUAGAGUCCAUCGUUGCGGCGCGGGGGUACAGCGACGAGAAAACCGUGGCGCGAGAUGGUCGGUGUGAUGGUAACGCGAGUACUCGCGAGUCGCUAGUGGGCAGAAAAACGCUCGGAGGCGGAGAGUCCACCAGCCGGGGUACAAUGGCAGAGAUGCGCGAUUUUCGAGAGGAGGGAGAUUUGAUCCAAAUGCAGAUCAAAGAGGAAGGUCUCGAGCAGCCGCCGCUGGGAGAUGAUGAUGACGAUGAGGACGAAGGUGAAAGUGUUUCUGCAGUAACUCACGACUCUCCGAAACCAGAUGUUGCUGAACUCUCGGGUCAGGAAUCUCACACACUCUCACACUCCCCUGAUCAUGACACACACUCUCACACACUCACGUUCGCAGACACACACUCCGGCGCUGAUGAGUCCCAGCAUUCCAGCAUCGACUUGACUGCUUCAGAUAAUGCUUCCUUCUCCCUUGCACAAACCUCGUCAGAUACCUGUGUUUCCCAAGUCCCUCGAGUGUUUCAGGAAGACUUGUGCAUGAAGGCUGAUAUGGAUCCGGUAUCCGAUUGGGCCACGCACUCUGUCCGUAACACGCUCACACACUUGCAGAGCUCUCCACAGAGGGUUGGUGGGUCAGACUCUCUCGUAUCCCAUAAUUCUCCCUUGUUCGCCGCACAGCGCCUCGUUGCUCUGGGUAGCGUCUCAGGGCUGGGUCUCUAUGGCCGGUUGGGUGCUUUACGGACAGGUGGAGCCGGCAAGCGACACUUCAUCUGCGCGAUCUGCGGGAAGAGUUUCACCACGUCGCAGAGUUUGGACACACACAUGCGCAUUCACACUGGAGAACGGCCGUAUCGCUGUGAGCAAUGCGGGAAGCGUUUCACACAGUCCGGACACCUCACGGCUCACCAGACUGUCCACACGGGAGAAAGACCGUACGAAUGCACCCGCUGUGGGAAACGAUUCGCAGGGAAACAGUACCUCCGCAUACACACCAAGAAACACCACCCUGACUUGCAUGCACUUUCCCAUAUACAGACUCACACACAGCAGGACACACUACCCUGAAAGAUACACAGGCUCACAACAGAGAAUGCAGGACACCAUUUUUGAUGUUUGUUUACUAGUUUUAAUAUAUUUGAUAUAUUCUGUUGUUGUUUGCAAGUGUGUUGCAACCACCAAGAAGUGUUUCAAAUAAGACGUUCAGUCAGUUUCAAGUGUGUUUUUGCUGUGUUCAGGCACUUAUUUUAACAGGUUAUUUUGCAAAAACUAAAGCAGUGAAAUGCAUUAUGUAUACAUACUGCAGGGAGACCAUAUGAAAGCCGACAUUAGAAACCUGGUGUGAGCACAAUCAGACUCUGAUACCUUCAACAUGAAAUACUCAGUUUCACCUGAAUAGCAAAUGUACAUAAAAUGUACAGGAUAAUGUGUUGUUUGAAGAGUUCGUUAUGAUCUAAAUUAGAUAUAAUUAUAGAUUAUACAUUUAUAUUUGCAGCUAGUCACAGCAGAAACACUAACUGGAUUUGUCUGUGUUGUAUUUAAUAGAAAUAAAUGGUUAAUUGAUGAAUUUUGUCUUUUAAGUCUUUUAUUUGUGACUUGUCACUUUUAUUUUUCAGGGUGAAGAUGUUUUGAAAAGAAACAAAUUAUUCUGUAAUAUGAAACUGACACUAUUGUGAUGCUACUGCGAGAGAGAAUCCUAGAUUCAACUUCAGUAAUGAACAAAGAAUUAUUUCAAAAAAUGACUUGAAAUAAUUUUAUAUAAACAAAAGAGAAAAAUAGAUUCACUUGAUUUCAAUCAAUGCAACCUGGAUUUAUACAAAGGCGACGCUCCAUGUAGAAAAUGUUUUCUGACUGGAAUCUUCAUCACGUGAGUGUACAGCAUGGGUCUAAAAACCCCAUGUACAGCAUAGUCCACACUCACAUGAGCAGCGUUUUUUCAGUCCUUGAAUCUUUUUUGACAUUUGAAUCUUUCUAUCACUGAAUCCUCAAAGCGGUGAGGCACUUACUAAACAGCAAACUAUUACUUUCACAUACAACCAAACCAAGGUUAGUACCUUUAUUUUAAUGUAUUACAGUC